AUGAACACAUUUUUUUAUCUGAAUCCUGUUUCGAAACCUAUAUUCUGUGGAUCAUUUAAAAGUUACAAUUUAAAGUUGAAUAGAAAUGUUAAUGGAACUAAUAAAAGACCAGAUUUUGUAUGUCACAUAGAUCAACUUCCGAUAUUAAAUUCAGAAGUAAAGCCAAUGGGUUUUACAAAGCUUCAAAGAAGCAAAGAUUACAUUAAGGUUAAUUACAAGGCAAAGAAAACCAUUAAUGGCGAUACAAUAGAAUCUUUUGGAAUGGACCUCGAGUAUGAUGGCAUUUACAGAACAUGGCCUUUUAUGAAAACACAAAUUGUAAUAGACAAGCCAUCGGUUCCACUUUUAGGAUCUACAUUGACACAUUUAAUUGCAUUGGAGGAACAAGUGAAACUUUUGGCUGAAAAUUACAAAAUGCGUUCUAAAUAUUUUACACCAUCAAGAAAGUCAACAUACAUUCGGAAACUUCCAAUUUUUCCCCAAUUAAAAUUGUCGAUAAAGUAA
Messenger RNA from Entrophospora candida, 504 nucleotides. Lineage: Eukaryota; Fungi; Glomeromycota; Glomeromycetes; Entrophosporales; Entrophosporaceae. The record is from the annotation of a GenBank genome assembly.